Messenger RNA from Poecilia reticulata (guppy), 1658 nucleotides. It is a transcript of the gene ccr7, whose product is annotated as chemokine (C-C motif) receptor 7. Gene Ontology annotation, molecular function: chemokine (C-C motif) ligand 19 binding; chemokine (C-C motif) ligand 21 binding; C-C motif chemokine 19 receptor activity. Gene Ontology annotation, biological process: immune response; cell chemotaxis; positive regulation of cytosolic calcium ion concentration. The record is from RefSeq and is a predicted model, not a curated record. Gene Ontology annotation, cellular component: external side of plasma membrane; membrane. NCBI's taxonomy places the organism in Eukaryota, Metazoa, Chordata, Actinopteri, Cyprinodontiformes, Poeciliidae.
UGGUCACAUAAGGCUGUUUAUGGCUGUAGGGAAACAUACUUUGGCUAAACUAGACUUUAAGCUGUGUUUUAAACGUCUCUUUUUUUUAAAUGGAAAGCAGCAUGUGCUUUGCUCUCUUUCUAAAUGGAGUUUGUGGUUAGACGAGUUCUCACAUGAUUUUUGAGGGUGCCGAGAAAGGAACAUUUCUCGUGAGUGGAGACGCAACUUUUAUUUUUUUCAUCAACAAGGGAAACCACCAUCAAACACAGAUACUCUGAGUGUCAAACUGUGAGUGGCUUUCAGUCAAAUAUGCCUGCUGUUGGUGGUGACCAAAGUCUUCAAAUAAUCAUGAUGGAAAAUAUAACAAAGUCCUCCACGUCUAAGUACCUGGAAAAUACAACUUUCUUCUUGGAUAAUUUUGAUUACUCGUCUACGUCCCAGGAUUACUCUGACUUUCCUGUGCUUUGUGACAAAGAGUCAAACCGGCAGUUUCGCCUCUGGUUCAUGCCGCUCUUCUACGCCAUCAUCUGCUUGCUGGGAGUGGCUGGGAACCUGCUGGUCAUUGCCACUGUCUUCUACUUCAAGCGCCUCAAGAACAUGACAGAUGUGUACCUGCUCAACUUGUCCUUCGCUGACCUGCUCUUUGCCCUCUCGCUCCCCUUCUGGGCAGCCAACUCCAUGGCAGAGUGGAUUCUAGGGCUUUUUGUGUGCAAAGCCAUGCACACCAUCUACAAGGUCAGCUUCUACAGCAGCAUGUUCCUCCUCUCACUCAUCAGCGUCGACCGCUACUUUGCCAUCGCCAAGGCCGUCUCCACGCACGGCCUUCGCUCGAAGGCUGUCUUUUUGAGCAAGUUGUCCUCCACUGCCAGCUGGGUGAUGGCGCUGAUCUGCUCCAUACCAGAAAUGAUGUACACCAACAUCAACAACAACACCUGCGAUCCAUUCUCCGCCAAAAACGAUAAGCUCCGUGUUGGCUUCCAGUCCAGCCAGAUCGUGUUGGGUUUCCUCGUUCCGUUCCUGAUCAUGAGCUUCUGCUACACCUGCAUCAUCCAGACGCUCUGCCAGGCUCGCGGCUUUGAGCGGAACAGGGCCAUCAAAGUGAUUCUCGCCAUUGUCAUCGUCUUCCUGGUCUCCCAGAUGCCUUACAACAUCGUCCUCUUCUGGACUACAAUCGUCACAGGAGCCGGAGGAACAGAGAACUGUGGCUACGACAACGGUCUCCUGUUUGCCACCGACAUCACGCAGUACGUGGCCUUCCUGCGUUGCUGCCUGAACCCCUUCGUCUAUGCCUUCAUCGGCGUUAAGUUUCGUCAUGAUGUUCUCAAGCUGCUGAAGGAAAUUGGCUGCAUGAGCCAGGAAAGGUUCUACAGAUACACCUGCGGUCGAAGGAGGAGCUCAGCUGGCCUCGACACAGAGACCACCACUUCCUUCGCUCCUAAAGGUGUCAACCCCACAUGCAAAGAGCUCGGAAUGGACUAAUACAAACUGUUUUAUUUUGUCAAAGCUUAUCAGCUUGCUGUGUACAUAGCAGAAGUUAUAUAAUUGCAAGUUGUUUGAGCUACGCUGCCUUUUGGCUUGUCUUCUUCAGGGAUUUGUUUAAACAGACUGUAUUUUGAAAGUUCUCAGUUUUAAUAAAAAAAAAAUGCAUAUUUUAAAGGAAAGUGAAGUAUUUGGUAUAC